Molecule: messenger RNA, 1162 nt
Organism: Pyrus x bretschneideri (Chinese white pear)
Lineage: Eukaryota; Viridiplantae; Streptophyta; Magnoliopsida; Rosales; Rosaceae
Product: agamous-like MADS-box protein AP1
Exons: 8
Coding region: 214-843 (209 amino acids)
Biological process (GO): positive regulation of transcription by RNA polymerase II
Cellular component (GO): nucleus
Molecular function (GO): RNA polymerase II cis-regulatory region sequence-specific DNA binding; DNA-binding transcription factor activity, RNA polymerase II-specific; protein dimerization activity
Source: RefSeq, a predicted model, not a curated record
CUUUCUCAGACACGUUCAGAUAUUUGGCUAGAAGAAGAAAUCCAUUAAUUUAUAACUGUAUUUCUUUCUUUUUGCAUAUAAAUAGCACAGCUUAGUAUUUCAGUUUCUGGGUUGUCUUUCUUUUUUGGUUGUUUAGGUUUUUUGAGAAAGAAAAUCAGAGAACAAGCAGUUGAAAGAGUUGAGUGGCAACUGAGAGUCCAUAAAUAUUUAAUCAUGGGGAGAGGUAGAGUUCAGCUAAAGCGCAUAGAGAACAAGAUCAACAGGCAGGUGACUUUUUCCAAAAGAAGAACUGGGCUGCUGAAAAAGGCUCAUGAGAUCUCUGUCUUGUGUGAUGCUCAGGUUGCUUUGAUUGUCUUCUCCAACAAGGGCAAGCUCUUUGAGUACGCCACAGAUUCAUGCAUGGAGCAAAUCCUCGAACGCUAUGAAAGAUACUCUUACGCCGAAAGACAGCUAGUCGAACCAGAUUUUGAGUCACAGGGUAACUGGACCUUUGAAUAUUCCAGACUAAAGGCUAAGGUUGAGGUUUUGCAAAGAAACCAUAGGCACUAUUUGGGAGAAGACCUGGAUUCCUUGAAUCUCAAGGAAAUUCAAAAUUUGGAGCAACAGCUUGACACCGCUCUUAAACAAAUUCGAUUAAGAAAAAACCAACUCAUGCAUGAAUCCAUCUCUGAGCUUCAGAGAAAGAGAAAGGCGAUACAGGAGGAAAAUAACUUGCUAGCAAAGAAGAUAAAGGAGAAGGAGAAGGCUGCAGCUCAGCCCCAGGUUCAAAACUGGGAGCAGCAGAACCAUGGCCUUGACCUGCUUCCACAGCCACUUCCAUGUCUAAACAAUGGGUCAAGAUGAGUAUUAAAUCCUCACUAAAUUAUUGGAGAGCUUUCAGCCAAUAAGAGAUGGGGACGCAGCAAGAUGAAUUCCUUCAAGUGAGGAGGAACCAGCUGGACCUGACUCUGGAACCAUUAUAUGAAUGCCAUCUCGGAUGCUUUGCUGCUUGAUCAUCAAUCGGUAGAAAAAGGUGGAAGAAUUAAAUGGAAAGAAAACAAAACUACAUAUGUGUGCUAUUUCUGUAUUAAAUUUCUGGUUUCAUGGUAAAUUUGGACCAACCCUGAAAGUACUGCUUUAGGUAUGUUGUAGCAAUCCAUAUAUGAGGAAUUGAACUUUUAAA